AUGGUUCGCUACGCAGCAACACACAUCGAGCCCGCCAAAUCCGCCCGCGCUCGCGGCUCCUACCUCCGUGUCUCUUUCAAGAAUACCCGCGAGACUGCGCAAGCCAUCAAUGGCUGGAAAUACACGCGCGCCGUGCAAUACCUCGAGAAUGUCAAGAACCAUGCGGAAGCGAUCCCGAUGAGGAGAUAUGCUGGGAGCACUGGCCGUACUGCGCAAGGCAAGCAGUUCGGCGUCAGCAAGGCACGUUGGCCGGUCAAGUCUGCCGAGUUCCUCCUUUCGCUGCUCAAGAACGCGGAGGCGAACGCCGAUACCAAGGGUCUCGACACGAGCAACCUGAUUGUCAAGCAUAUCCAAGUCAACCAGGCACCGAAGCAGCGGAGACGGACGUACCGUGCGCACGGUCGCAUCAAUCCAUACAUGUCUAACCCAUGUCACAUUGAGAUGAUCCUGACUGAGGGUGAGGAGGUUGUGCAGAAGGCGCCGCAGGUUGUCCACCGCGAGCAAGGCCAGCAUCUCUCGUCGCGCCAGCGCGGCAAAAGAAUGAGGCAGAUUACUCAGAGCGGAGAGGCAUAG
This is a messenger RNA of Baudoinia panamericana UAMH 10762, 573 nucleotides long. RefSeq lists its product as uncharacterized. Bases 1 to 573 code for a protein of 190 amino acids. The transcript is spliced from 4 exons. Gene Ontology annotation, molecular function: structural constituent of ribosome. The record is from RefSeq and is a predicted model, not a curated record. NCBI's taxonomy places the organism in Eukaryota, Fungi, Ascomycota, Dothideomycetes, Mycosphaerellales, Teratosphaeriaceae. Gene Ontology annotation, biological process: cytoplasmic translation. Gene Ontology annotation, cellular component: cytosolic large ribosomal subunit; ribosome.